AUGGCGGAGUCGAACGGCAGCCCGCCCGUGGACCCCGACGAGGAGAAGGAGGAGAUCGUCGUGCCGACGCAGCCGGUGCACGUCUUCCUGCUCGCGGGCCAGUCGAACAUGGCGGGCCGCGGCGUCCUCGCCGACGACGCGACGACGCGCGAGGCGCCCGCGCUCGACGACCGCAUCUUCGUGUGGAAAGACGGCGCCUGGGCCGCGCCGGCGCACCACCCGCUCCACAGCGACAAGGACACCGCGGGCGUCGGGCCGGGCCUGAGCUUCGCGCGCGAGAUCAUCCAGGCGCUGCCCGCGGCCGAGCGCUGCGUCGGCCUCGUGCCCUGCGCCGUCGGCGGCACGGCCAUCGCGCGCUGGGAGCCCGACGGCGGCGACCUCUUCGCGGCCGCGGCCGACGCGGCCAAGGCGUCCGUCGAGGCGAGCGCGGCCGCGGACGCGCGGCUCUCGGGCGUGCUCUGGCACCAGGGCGAGUCCGACGCCGACGACGCGGCCCGCGCCGCGGCCUACCCCGACGCGCUCGCGCGCGUCGCCCGGUCGCUGCCCGAGCGGGCCUGCUGCGACGCCGCGGAUUUCGUGCCCGUCAUGAUCGUCGGCGAGCUCGGCGUCAACUUCCUCGACGCGAAGCGCUUCCCGCACGCGCGCGCGGUCAACGACGCCAUCUGCAAGGCGCCGGGCGUCCUGGACCAGGAGGGCCGCCUCGUGUCCGUCUGCUCCGCGCUGGGCCUCUCGCACCUCGGCGACAACCUGCACUUCGACGCGCUCUCCGCGGAGAUCCUCGGCCGCCGCUACGCGCACGCGUGGCUCCUCACGGAGGGCCUCGCGCCGCCGGACCUCCACGACUUCGCGCUCGCGCCGGGCUUCCUCAACGACGAGGUCGACCGGCCCUGGUAUUCGCGCUUCUUCGGCAUGAUCACGUGCGCGACCUAG
Aureococcus anophagefferens is the source of this 930-nucleotide messenger RNA. RefSeq lists its product as hypothetical. Bases 1 to 930 code for a protein of 309 amino acids. NCBI's taxonomy places the organism in Eukaryota, Pelagophyceae, Pelagomonadales, Pelagomonadaceae. The record is from RefSeq and is a predicted model, not a curated record. The transcript has a single exon.